Molecule: messenger RNA, 1101 nt
Organism: Purpureocillium takamizusanense
Lineage: Eukaryota; Fungi; Ascomycota; Sordariomycetes; Hypocreales; Ophiocordycipitaceae
Exons: 2
Coding region: 1-1101 (366 amino acids)
Source: RefSeq, a predicted model, not a curated record
AUGGCAAACACCUCUGCGUCCACAAGCGCCGCCGCGAAUCAUCCACCGGGGGGGCGCGGUGUCGACGUCCUAGUUGCCUCCACAGUGCCCGAUGCGAGCAUCCCACGUGACCAGACCAGCCGGGAGAGCACGUCCGCCGCCGUCGUCGUCGCUGCGCCAGGGGGCGACGUGGUGCUCGUCGUCGGGAAGCGGCGCGCCCGCAUCCAGGUCUUCUCCGUGGUGCUCCGCAACUCGUCGCGCGUCUUCGAGGCUAUGCUGCGCCCCGAGUUCGCCGAGGGGGCCAAGCUCUUCCUCAACACGCACGGCAGCGCGCCCGUCGACAUCGAGCUCCCCGAGGACGACCCCGACGCCAUGGGCAAGCUCUGCAAGAUGCUGCACUGCACCGCCGACGCGGGCGCGAGCCCCGGCGGCGCGCAGAGCCUGCUCGACCUGGCGAGGGCGGCGGACAAGUACGACCUGGUCAGCAGGGUCGUGUUCCCCGCGACGCAGUGGCUCACGGAGCUGAUGAAGCGCCCUGCGGUGCGGGAUGCGGAGCUGCUGCUGGGACUGAUGGCGGCGUACACCCUGAAGCAUGCGACGGGCUUCGCCAACUUGAGUCGCGCGCUGAUGAUGCAGCAUGCGGGCUCAUGGUGCGACUUGCUCAAGGGCUUGCCCGACGUCGACGGCUUGGCCCACGAGCUCCUAGUGGCACUCGAAGAGGCUCGGUCCUACAUCCACGCAUGCGUCUGCGAGACGGUCAACAACCUCGCCAUGAUGUCCGCCAUCAACUCGUGCCUCUGUACUCUCGAAAAGCCCGACAUUGUCAACAGGUGGUUCCUCGGGCUCGGCGGGAGCCAGUUCCUCACCAUAAACCUCACCACCCUGCAGACGCUCAGCAUCGUGCACCUCAGCCGGGACGUCUACCACCUCUCGCACCUGGGGUCCGACCACCUGUCCGGCCUGCGACACGUCUGCGGUAGAAACCCCAGGCCGCUGCUGACCGAGGUCGUGUACGGCAUCGUCGCAAAGAAGCUGGCCUCGUUCAAGGGGCUGUGCCUCCGCUGCUUCGACCGCAAGAAUAGGUAUGUCGGCGCCACGGGCGGAUGCCGGCUGGCCCAUUGA